Molecule: messenger RNA, 366 nt
Organism: Lepus europaeus (European hare)
Lineage: Eukaryota; Metazoa; Chordata; Mammalia; Lagomorpha; Leporidae
Product: cytochrome c-like
Biological process (GO): mitochondrial electron transport, ubiquinol to cytochrome c; mitochondrial electron transport, cytochrome c to oxygen
Cellular component (GO): mitochondrial intermembrane space
Molecular function (GO): electron transfer activity; heme binding
Source: RefSeq, a predicted model, not a curated record
AUGGGUGAUGUUAGAAAGACAAGAUUUUCGUUCAUAUGUGCCCAGUAACACACUGUGGAAAAGGGAGGCAAGCAGAAGACUGGACCAAAUCUCCACGGUCUGUUUGGGCAGAAGACAGGACAGUCUGUUGGAUUCUCUUUUGUAGCCACCAAGAAGAACAAAGGCAUCACCUGGGGAGAGGACACUCUGAUGGAGUAUUUGGAUAAUCCCAACAAAUACAUCCCUGGAACCAAUAUGAUCUUUGCUGGCAUUAAGAGGAAGAAUGAAAGGGCAGUCUUGAUAAGUUAUCUCAAAAAAAAAAAAAAGCUAUUAAUGAGUAAUAGUUGCCCUCUGCCUUCUUUAUUACAAAACAGGAAAAUCUUGUGA